AUGGGCGACGACGCGCCCAACGCCGGCACCCAGACGCACUACCUGAACAAGGAGGAGGAGUUCAGGGUCGAGGUCAAGAUCGGCACCAGCGUCAAGGUCACCCUCACCGACGGCACCGCCGAGAUCUUCGGCGCGGAGCUCCCGAAGGGCACCCCCGUGACGCUGCCGGGCGGCAAACACGCCGUCUUCUCGUGGCACGGCGCCACGAUCGACGUGCUCGGCGCCACCGAGCUCGAGUACGUCGCGAGGGACACGCCGAUGACGCAGUACCUCAACCUCGACGGCGUCCUCGAGGAGAGGCGCAAGGCGGCCGCCGCCGCGGGCGCCGCGGGCGACGACGGCUUCGCCUCUGACGGCCCGCGAGUCGCGCUCGUCGGACCAACCGACGUGGGAAAAUCCUCCAUCGCGAAGAUCUUGACCAACUACGCCGUUCGCAAGCAGUGGGCGCCGCUGUUCGUGGACCUGGACCUCGGCCAGGGCGGGAUCACGUGCCCCGCCACGAUCGGCGCCGUGCCCGUGGACAGGCCGAUAGACGCCGAGGAGGGGGUGCCGCUCGAGAUGCCGCUGGUGUAUUUCGCCGGUGACACGAGCCCGGGGAACAAUCCGGACCUGUACAGGUACCUGGUGGAGAGGAUGGCGGCGAUGCUGGACGCUCGGCACGCGUCCAACCCCGCCGCGAGAGCCGCGGGCGUGGUGAUCAACACCAUGGGGUGGGUCGAGGGGCAAGGGUACAAGCUGCUGCUGCACGCUCUCGACGCGCUGAAGGUGGACAACGUCGUCGUCGUCGGCCAGGAGCGUCUGCACUCGGAGCUGACGCGGGAUUUCCGGGGCAAAAGGGUCGGAGGGGACGUGCCGGGCGAGGGAACGCCCGUGAGGGUCUGGAAGCUCAACAAGUCCGGCGGCGUGGUGGAGAGGUCUCCGGAGUUUCGCCGGAGGUGCAGGGACCAGAAGAUUCGCGAGUACUUCUACGGAGCCCCGGGCGCCGAGCUGCAGCCGCACUCGCAGACGCUGCCCUUCGGCCAGGUGUCCAUCUUCAAAGUCGGCGGAGGACCGAGAGCCCCCGCGACGGCGCUUCCCAUCGGCCAGCAGAGCAGCAGCGACCCGCUGAGGGUCACCACCGUGGCGCCGUCCAUGUCGCUUCUCAACUCGGUGCUCGCGGUUUCGCACGGCAGGAGCAACGCCGACUUGCUGUCUUCCAACGUCGCGGGUUUCAUCUUCGUCACGGAGGUUGACAUGCGGAACGGGCGGUUCACGUUCGUGUCGCCGAGCGCGGGGGAGCUGCCGUCGAGGAACCUGCUCGCGGGAUCGCUCAAGUGGAUAGAGAUGCCGUGAGAGGAGAGCGGCGGCAUCCGUAGAUUUUGCAUUUUCAUCGACACGCUCGUAA
This is a messenger RNA of Micromonas commoda, 1384 nucleotides long. Its product is annotated as mRNA cleavage and polyadenylation factor complex. Gene Ontology annotation, molecular function: polynucleotide 5'-hydroxyl-kinase activity. The record is from RefSeq and is a predicted model, not a curated record. The transcript has a single exon. Gene Ontology annotation, cellular component: mRNA cleavage factor complex; nucleus. The coding region runs from base 1 to 1332 and encodes 443 amino acids. Gene Ontology annotation, biological process: tRNA splicing, via endonucleolytic cleavage and ligation. Lineage: Eukaryota; Viridiplantae; Chlorophyta; Mamiellophyceae; Mamiellales; Mamiellaceae.